Arxiozyma heterogenica is the source of this 1254-nucleotide messenger RNA. RefSeq names its product Mrm1p (gene MRM1). The transcript has a single exon. Gene Ontology annotation, biological process: rRNA methylation. Gene Ontology annotation, molecular function: rRNA (guanine) methyltransferase activity; RNA binding. Lineage: Eukaryota; Fungi; Ascomycota; Saccharomycetes; Saccharomycetales; Saccharomycetaceae. Gene Ontology annotation, cellular component: mitochondrion. The coding region runs from base 1 to 1254 and encodes 417 amino acids. The record is from RefSeq and is a predicted model, not a curated record.
AUGAUAAUACUUAAUAAAAUAAGGUCUCUAGAUCUCUUUAGAUUACCCACUCUUAGACGAGUCUCAUCUAUAGCGAUUAAUACGGUGAAGAAAACAUCAUUUGAUAAGAAAUUCGAUGGUAUAGUCAAUAAAAAAACCAAACCAUGGGAAAGAGAUGGGUUCCCAGAUAGAGAGACAUGGUUCAAAAAAAAAUAUGCACAUAUUCAUGCUAAGCAGAAGAAAAAACAAGCUUAUUUGGAACAAUUGGCAAAAUUGCAUGAAUUGAAAAAACAAGAAAGGAUAUCUCAUAAACAAAAAUAUAUUAACAACCUUAGUACCACCAAACAAAGAAACACAAUCAGUAAAUCUUCUCUUUUGGAGUACAUUUAUGGGAAAAACUGUGUUAUAGCUGCAUUAAUGAAUAAAAAUAGAAAGAAUUUUUAUAGAUUACUAUAUUCAAAUGACUCUGUUUUGAAAAAUAAUCCACAAUUGUCACGAUUGAUAAAGGAAAAAAAUUUGAAAACAGUCUUGACAAAUAAGCAUGAAUUGACCUUGUUGACCAAAAAUUCUGUACAUAAUGGUCUUGUAUUAGAAGUAAAACCGUUAGACCCAUUAGAAAUUACUCAUUUAGGACCUGUGAAUAUGGAGGAUGCAACUUUUCAAAUUAAUACAUAUCAAAAUGAAUUCGAUUCCCCGGUAUUAGCAUCAUCACAUAAGAAUAUUGUGCAUUGUAAAUAUAUGUUAAAGCAAAACUCUAAUAAAUUGUAUCCACUUGGUGUUUAUCUAGAUGAAGUUACUGAUACACAUAACUUAGGUGCAAUACUAAGAACCUCGUUCUAUUUAGGAGUUGAUUUUAUAGUAAUCUCAAGAAGAAAUUGCGCACAAUUGUCGCCUGUAGUGAACAAAUGUAGUAGUGGUGCAAUGGAGUAUAUCCCAAUUUAUAUGGUUGAUAAACCUUUGACAUUUUUUGAUAAAUCUCAAAAGAAAGGGCAAUGGACUUUUAUUACCAGUUGUAUAGAACAAAAUAACAAGAAGACUCAGAUAUCUAAAUUACCCUUAACAGAUAUGCAUGGUUUAUUAGAACAUGGUCCAGUUAUGCUUGUUGUAGGGAAUGAAGGGCGUGGCGUUAGGACUAAUUUACAAUUAAAGAGUGAUUUUGCUGUCCAGAUACCUUUUGGUGGACCUGUAGAGUCCCAAUCAAACAUUGAUUCAUUAAAUGUUAGUGUUGCAACAGCAAUACUUUUGUCCAAUUUACUACCUUCUUCAGAAUCGUAG